AUGUCGCUCAUCUCAGACGAGGAAGACUUCCUCUCAGACAACCAAUCCGACGCAUCAUCCAGUGACGAUGAACCCUUACCUCCACCUCCGCUACAAACAAACUACUUCGCUCCACCAUUCUACGGCCGACCUCCAACACCAUUACCUCCCUCUCCAUCUCUAACAUCAUUACUUCGUCCAUCACGACCGACCACUCCCGAUGCCUCGGACGAUGAACUCGAGCCAGUACCCCGCGCAUCCCCCAAGGUUCCCACAUACGAAUACUACGGCUUCGUGCUAUACCUUUUCUCAUCCCUAACCUUCCUCAUCUACCUCCUAUGGUCCUACCUCCCAUCUCCCUUCCUGCACGCGCUGGGCAUAUACUACUAUCCCAACCGAUGGUGGGCGUUAGCUAUCCCAUCCUUCCUGGUCAUGCUCAUAGUCUACAUCUACGUUGCGCUCGCAGCCUACAACACGGAGAUCCUGACACUUCCUAUGACUUCAUUGGAAACCAUUGUCGAUGAGGCUGCUAUGAUCGCUGCGAUCGACAGUAAGGGAAACAUAAAGCCGGGCGGGUCGUGGAAACCUAUCACUGAGGAUAAGGCUAGACAGCUCGACUGGAAAAACACAUGGAACAAGCGUACGGAUGCGGUUAUGGACGUGCCGCUAGCUGGUGUAUGCGAGGUUAUAUACGGUGAUUUGGCAGACUCGGAUGAUGAUGUCGAGUUUGAUACGCAUUGA
This is a messenger RNA of Hypoxylon trugodes, 720 nucleotides long. Its product is annotated as PIG-P-domain-containing protein. The transcript has a single exon. NCBI's taxonomy places the organism in Eukaryota, Fungi, Ascomycota, Sordariomycetes, Xylariales, Hypoxylaceae. The coding region runs from base 1 to 720 and encodes 239 amino acids. The record is from RefSeq and is a predicted model, not a curated record.